Tuber melanosporum (Perigord truffle) is the source of this 1716-nucleotide messenger RNA. RefSeq lists its product as uncharacterized. Lineage: Eukaryota; Fungi; Ascomycota; Pezizomycetes; Pezizales; Tuberaceae. The coding region runs from base 1 to 1716 and encodes 571 amino acids. The transcript is spliced from 4 exons. The record is from RefSeq and is a predicted model, not a curated record.
AUGUCUACAAAAGUGAUUGUCAUCGGUGCUGGGUGGUUUGGACUGGUUGCCGCAAAAACAUAUCUUCAGGUCGAGCCGCAUGUCGACCUGACAAUCUUGGAGUCCGAUGAGACCAUUGGAGGCACAUGGAGUCGAUCGCGUAUUUACCCAAGCCUUCUCGCUCAACAGCGAUACGGCAGAUACGAAUAUUCAGACCGUAACAUCGAUAUCGGGGGCGGAGACAGGAACUCAUUUGUCCCGGCCUUCAAGAUCCACGCAUACAUGAACGAUUACGUCGAGGAAUUCGGCAUCAAGCAGCGCAUCAGGUUUAAAACUGUCGUUACCAGGAUUGUGCGCAACGAGGACGGCAAGAGAUGGGACGUCUGGAUCAACGACGAUUCGGAACUCAUGACUUGUGACAGACUUAUUGUUGCGACCGGGUUGACAUCCAAGCCCAUCAUGCCCAAUAUCCCGAGCGAGAAACCCACUUCCAAGAUCUUUCACUCAAGAGAACUGGGCACAUAUUACGACUAUAUCACAUCUCCCGCUGUCAAGAACGUCACUGUAUAUGGCGGUGGCAAGUCCGCAAUUGAUGCCAUAUAUAGUUGUGUUACGAACGGAAAACACGUCAAUUGGGUCGUUAGGAAGGGAGGUGGAGGUGUUCCUCCGCUACUCACCGGAGUUGCUAAUGGGAAAGUUCUCGAUGACUUUGCCACCUCCAGAUUCUCCUCCAAAUUGCACCCCAGUCUUCACACAAACGGUUGGUGGCACUGGGCAUUACACAGUGGAAAGAACUUCUUGGGACAAUGGCUUCACUGGAAGUACUGGGGACGCGCCACAAAUUCGAUGCAGAGUAACGUAGAAUACACCAAGAGUGAGAAUAUGGCUAAGCUAACACCGAAUAUUGUCGAUCAUGGCGCCUACUGGAUCAACGUCGGGCCCGCGGUCCUAACGCAGCCAGAGAUCGUCGACUGGAUUCACUGCGGCUGCCAAAUCACCGUCCACCGCAAUACCAUCGAGAAGCUUGAAGGCGACCAAGUACACUUGGAUGAUGGCUCCUCUCACCGCGCUGACGCCGUCAUCUACGCUACCGGCUACGAUGUAAUCCAACCCGCCUUCUCCCUUGAGGACGGCGCAAACCUCGGACUUCCAACACCCGUCAAGCAAUGUCCUCCCGAGGUCAGCAUGAAGUGGGGCUAUCUGGAAGAAGUCGCAGAUAAGGAGGUAGUGGAGCGAUUCCCGCGUCUUGGGAAGCCCCCGCCACACAAGAAGAUCCCGGUAGGGUAUACCCCAUAUAGGCUUUGGCGCGAUAUGGUUCCCUUGCCGCUCCUGUCUGGAGAGAAGCCGGAUCGGUCACUCGUUUUUGUCGGCACGGUUAAGACGUACUCGACUUCUAUAAUGUCUGAGGCUAUGGCAUUAUGGACUGUUGCUUGGAUGUCCGGACGGAUUCACCCAGGAAAGAGUUUUGGGGAAAUGGAGCAUGAAGUUGCUGUUUCCAAUGCUUUUGCUCGAAGACGCUACCUGAACUUAGGCCAUAAGUUCACUUAUCAGUUUUAUGAAUUCCUUCCCAUCGUCGACAAACUCCUCCAAGACAUCGGUGUCAAAUCACAAAGAAAACCUGACGCAAUUUCGGACUUUUUCGAGCCAUACAUCCCGGAAGAUUACCGCGGUAUGGUUGAGGAAUUUAAGAAGGCUCACGGCAUCAGCAAUGACGAAGAAACUAAAAAAGAGAAAUAG